AUGAAUGAUCGUCACCGUUGCAUCCCUAAUCCCAGUUUAUCAUUUGAUUUUAUAAAUAAAUAUCCAUUGUUAAAAAAAUUAAUUAUUUGGUAUCAACGAGUUAGCAAUGAAAAUGAAGCUGAUGAAAAUAAAGAUAAAUUUUUAAACCAUUUUAUUGAUACUAUCACUGAUAAUUUGACAAAAUCGAAAAAUAAUUUUCGAUAUAGUAAUUCGAUUAAGAAUUUUGCUUUAUCGUUGUAUAUUUUAGGUGGUAAAUUGACCUAUGAAUUUCUUAGAUUAAAUUUACCUGGAUCUUUACCACAUCUAUCUUUAUUAAAUUCAUUGAUUUCAAGUUCAGAUUCAAGAAUCAGUGAAGGAGAAUUUAGAUUCGAUCAACUUCAAAAACAUUUUGAUAGUCUUAAUGUGCAAUAUGCAUUCGGCUCUGAAGAUUGUACUGGUAUAGUUAAAAGAAUUAAAUAUGAUUCAACAACAAAUACAUUUACUGGAUUUCCUUCAUUAUUUGCUCGUGGAGUGCCAAUUAAAUCAUAUUAUCAGACUGACUCAUUUGAUGCAUUAAAAUUAUGGUUCAAUUCAAUUGAUAAAGCAUCGUUAUUGAAUGUACAUAUGAUUCAGCCAGUGCAAUCCACAGAUAAUAGCAGCAUACCAAGUCCUUAUCUAUUAUCAGCAUAUGGAAUUGACAAUACUGCAACCGCGAACGAUAUAUUACAGAGAUGGUGGUAUAUAUUUAAUCAAUCCUUACAAAGAAAUAUCAGAAUCAUUGGUUUUUCUACUGACGCGGAUCCAAAAUAUCUACGUGCUAUGCGUUUAAUGAGCGGUUUUCUUGGAGCUCUUCCGAAUUUUCAAGUUCACCAGCACCCACAAGCAUUUCAAAUAAAAAUAAGAUCACACUGGUCUUGGUUUUAUCUUCGUGAACAACAAUUAUUAUUAUUUUUUCAAGAUCCGACCCAUUUGGUAACCAAAUGGCGUAAUCGUUUAUUAUCAGCAACAGCAGAAUUAUGUCUCGGAAAUCAGUCAAUAUCGAUCAAUCAUUUGCAUGAUAUUAUUGAAAAUGAUACUUAUUCUAAACUUGAUCAUGGUCUAACAAAAUCUGACAUUAACCCUAAAGAUCGUCAAAACUUUAGUUCUUGUUUGAAAUUAACAUCUAAUGAUCUAUUCAAUAUUUUAAAUGCUACUGCUGAUACUCGUGGAACCUUGCUUUAUUUUCAAGUGUUAAAAAUGAUUAUAGUAGCUUAUAUUGAAAAAACA
This is a messenger RNA of Rotaria sp. Silwood1, 1245 nucleotides long. The record is from the annotation of a GenBank genome assembly. Lineage: Eukaryota; Metazoa; Rotifera; Eurotatoria; Philodinida; Philodinidae.